Molecule: messenger RNA, 3573 nt
Organism: Owenia fusiformis
Lineage: Eukaryota; Metazoa; Annelida; Polychaeta; Sabellida; Oweniidae
Source: the annotation of a GenBank genome assembly
AUUGAAGGUUUGGUUGGAGGCAUUUUCAAACAGAUUGGUUAUUCUCUGUUUAUGAAGUCCUUGGCUUUAGAAUAAUGCAUUUGACAUGAAUUUACAAUACUCCAUGAGUACAUUGACAUAUAUAUAUAUACUAGAUAUGAGUGGAACUACUAUACAGCAUCUUAAAAAAGUUAUUUGUAAAAGUUUCAAACUUUGCUGAGAAAUGACAAGUUGUUAGACCUUAGAGGCUUCUGUUAGGAAAAUUCAUUAUCUAAAUUAUGGAUGAGAAACCGUCAUAUUACUUCACCAUGGAAGGUGAUGUACAAAGUGAAACUCUGCAGUUCAAAAGACACGGCCAGAAAGUCUGGGAUAAAAGAAAGAAGGAAAAGGAUUCAUAUAGUUUUCCAGAGAAUCUUUGGGAUUUGUUUCGAAGCGUUCAACGCAAUGAUGUCAAAGCCAUUGAAAGACUCACAGCCAAGGGGAAGAUAGACCUGACACAGAGAGGAGCUGCUGGGGAGAGUCUUCUUCAUGUCGCUGCUUUACGUGACCACUAUGAGGCAGCCAUAUUGCUUUUGGAGAAGGAGCCAUCGUUGGUCGAUAUGGCAUAUGAGAGUAAACUUUAUUUUGGUGAGACUGCUCUACACAUUGCCAUUAUUAAUCAGAACUUGCGCCUGGUACAAGCUUUGGUGGAGAAAGGAGCACACCUGGAGAAAUCACGAGCUGUUGGGAGAUUCUUCACCCCUUGUGAUGACUGCCAAUGUUACUAUGGGGAGUUCCCUUUAUCUUUUGCUGUGUGCACGGGGCAGCCUGACAUUGUGAAGUAUCUUGUAGAAAAGGGAGCGUCACUAAAUGCCCAGGAUCACCAUGGCAACACAGCAUUACAUUUGCUCGCCUUAAAAGAAAGUAUUAAUCCAAAAUCUGCAAAAAAAAUGUAUGACAUCAUAAUCUCACUGGAUCCUGAUGAUAAACUGAAGUUGAACAGCAUCAGGAAUAUUCUUGGCUUCACCCCCUCCCAGUAUGCCACCCAUCUUGGCCAUGUAGAGUUGGUUGAGCACAUCCUGUUUCGCCGACAACAAGUACUUUGGACUUAUGGGUCAGUUUCUACGGUGAUAUACGACCUUGAAGACAUUGAUACAUUCCAUGAUGGAAAAUGUCAGGAUGGCAGUCUCUUGGAACUUUCUGUCAAAUGUGCACAUAAAAAUGCAUCCAAAUUUCUCUCAAUACAACCACUUGGCGAGAUACUUCAACAUAAGUAUCUGAGCAUGAGGCCAUGGGUCUACAGUGGCGCCAUCUUUUAUGUAAUCUACAUGACAUUACUGACAUUAAUCGCAUAUUACCGUCCCCUUCCCAAACCAACCAUAGAGACAGUAACCAUAUCUAAUGCUUCAGGGUUGUUUAAUAUCACACGUUUCAUACCAAACCCUGACAGAAGAAUUACUCUGUUUGAUGCAUAUGAUACAAGAGAAAGCUCUAAUAAUGCCAGAUUGGUAGCUGAAGUGAUAGUUCUAGCUUGGUGGGCUGUUAUUACCAUUGGGGAGUGCCUGGACCUCAACUGGCUUGGCUGGAGAUUAUAUUUCCUUGGUAAAGGAUGUGGAGCUUUCAACAUUUUAAGAUGGGUCCACAUAAUUAUUUUCCUGACCACUGCCAUAUUACGUGUCUUCUGCCACCCAAGAGAGGAAAUCGCCCUUGCUCUACUGAUGCUUACAGGCUGGGCAUAUAUGUUGUUUUACAGCAGAUUGUUUGCUAAACUGGGGCCAUAUGUUGUCAUGCUAGAGACAAUACUAUGUAGAGAUAUGCUUAGGUUUAUAUCAGCAUAUUUCUGCAUUCUCAUUGGUUAUUCAGCAGCUUUUGUGGUGAUGUACUCAGAUGUCCAGUUGCUAGGCAACACUGAAUUAUUUGGAGAUUUUGGGCUCUCCAUGUUGACUCUGAUCAAAGCCAUUGUAGGCCUACAGGAGCUGCCUCUCAGUGUGUUCAACCUUUGCCCCACCCCCUCACUCGCCAUUGUGGUAUAUGUGAGCUACCUCAUACUAGUUGCCAUUCUGUUUGUGACAUCACUGGUUGCUAUGGUAACACAUACAUAUGAUAAAGAAUAUGAAAAUCACAUUCUGCUGUGGAAGAAACAGGUUUUGUUGCUGGCGCUGCAGAUGGAGCAGAAGAUUCCAAGUUUUCUUAGAAAGAGCACAGGAAUAAAUGGAGUCAAACUAGGUCUAACCCCAGACAAGAGUUAUUUCAAAAUCAUCAAAAAAUCCUCCACAAUUCGCAAAAUACAAUUAAUCAGGAAUCCAUCUACUUUGAUACGUGAAGUUGACACAAGAAAACAUAAAAAGAACCCCUGGGUGAAUUCUAAUGGAAAAGGCACAAGUUCCAAUCGCCAUCCCCAAAACAAACAGAAAGAAGCUGAUACUGGGGUGAGGUUGGUAUCAGAGUCAUAUGAUAAACCUUCUGUUGACGUUGCUGACAUUGCAGUGGAUGGGCAUGAUGUGGAAUCACAUCCAAAUGAUGUGGAAAAAGAACCGGUCGCUGCAGUGGAUGCAGUAACUGUCAAUAUGGCAUCGAUUCAAGAGGACACUGGGCAACAAACAGACCUGGAAAAUACUAAAUUUUAAAUGACUACAAAUGUUUUUUCUUCUGUCUAUAGAUUUGGAUAUGUCAAGGAUGAGACCCCUUGGAAUGAGUUCCUUUAUCCAUUAUGAUAAAUAGUGCUAAUGGAUCUCUCCAUGCCCUCUCCAUGAGUUUAAACAACUCGAGAAACAUUUUACAAGAGAACCCAACAACAACGGGCAAUAUAUUUUGACAAAGAUGACAUCAAAUGGAACAAAGCAUACAACAAAAUACAGUCAAAAUAAGAGCAUACAAUACAAAGUGGUCCAAACAUGGACUUCAAAUAAUGAUUAGAAGUCCAUGGUCCAAAGAAUGAUUUACUUCAACAAAAUAUUACACAGCUUGAAAUAAAUGAAAUAUGUCACAUUAGAGAGAUUUUGCAAUCAUUUAUUGCAUGUUUAUGAUAAUAUCACACAUAUGGGCAUAUAUAGUUGCACAGUCAAUGAUGACGUAAUCAAACGCUUCAUAAGUUACUGUUAGGAAUGCUAUAAGUAUUCUCAAUAUUUCCUGGGAUACCCCAACAUGCAAAAGGAUCCCCAGCUAUUUGUUCAACAAAUCGAAAACAAUUCGUAUAUCUUAAUAAAAUGAAAGUACCAAACGAACAAGCAUUUACAUGUAGGAAGCAUCUAAAGAGUCAACACAACGUUCAACAACAAUAUAUUGCAACAAAAUUCAAAAUGAUUCUACAAUUCUACAUUCAAAAAUGAAACUACACAGGACCAAGUGUUUGAAAGCGUUGAUAAUAAUCCGCACCCAAUAAACUGUUGCCCUUUACAUAUACAAUACAAACUGUGACUUAUAAGACCUAUAUCUACAAUAACUCCCCACAGUGCUACAUCGGAGCAUCUUCAAAAAUUGCACAAAGGUUAAACGGUAUAGUUCACAGUAUCAUAAAAUAUUUAUUAUUUAAAAUAUCUGUAAUCUGUACAUAAUGGAAUCAUACAUUCAUACUAAAAAAGUAUACUGUAUACAUUUACUAAAUGUCAAUAAAGC